Molecule: messenger RNA, 3740 nt
Organism: Sycon ciliatum
Lineage: Eukaryota; Metazoa; Porifera; Calcarea; Leucosolenida; Sycettidae
Exons: 2
Coding region: 26-3130 (1034 amino acids)
Biological process (GO): protein phosphorylation; signal transduction
Cellular component (GO): cytoplasm
Molecular function (GO): ATP binding; protein kinase activity; protein binding
Source: RefSeq, a predicted model, not a curated record
UCUCCGUGGGAAUUAUUCAGGCGAAAUGUUCUACCUGGUGUCUUAUGGAGGGUGUUCGUCGAAAUUCUAUUCUGCAAUCACACGCCGUUGCACGCGUUCAUCCAAUAACUUGCACCGUUUACGCGUACAAGGACACGUAUUCGGAGAGUGGGAGUACAUUGAUUUUCAGCUAAAGAAAAGAAAAACCCCAGAAUCUUCAGUAUUCUCUAGGCUCUUCAAAGACAAUGCGAACUCCAUGCUGUUGUUUGGUGGAGUGACGCAAAAUGCAAUGUCAGCGCCUCAUAUCUUCGGUAUCUGGAGAUUAGACCUCUUGUCGUUGAUCUGGACAGAGGUGAAGACCAACUUCAACAUCUUAAAAACAUAUGGUGAGGAACUAAUGGUAGUCAACAACCAGGCAGUGCAGAGGAGGUUCAUUAUUUAUUUGCCACGCAAGGGAACAAUAAUUAUUUGCGAUGUGCGGCGAAGCAUCGCCAGAUGUGCAAAGCCAGUAACUCCAAAACACUUGGUGGCCUCGACUCAUCUUCAGUUUAUUAACUACCAAAUUUCGUCUGGACUUAGCCUCGUCUUUUUCGUUGGAAGAACAUAUAAUAUCAUAUCGACUAGCGUGUAUGAAAUGCUCAGAGGGACUACAGCAAUUCAACGAAUGGAGUCAGCCGAAAUUUAUGUGUCAAAGCAUUUCCUUGGUUCCUUUGCGAAGAAAGUUCCCGGCGUCCUAGUACCGCCCAGUUCCUUUGGCAAGCUGAGAUACGUGUUCUUUGGAGCGGAAACACCUAUACCAUCCAGUGAAAGUGCCAUGGCUAUAUGGAUAUUGCACAACGUACCUGGGUCCAGGACCGAUUUUGUCUACACACUGCUCUACCCAAGCCCAGCGCCUCCUAUCGCUCAACGCAAAUGUCAUACCGUAACUUUGGUGGCAAACGACACAGCAAUCCUGUACGGAGGCUCUAGUCAUGUUGCCAGUAAGUCCUCACCUACUGGUACUGUGGAAAAGACCGACCCAAAUCCCUGGUGCUAUUCUUUGCAGAUACACGCUUGGAAGAAAAGUAAUGUCACUGCGUCUAGUUUCCCGUCUCCCCGAACACAGCACAUAGCAUUCCAAUACAACUCAACCACCAUUGUCGUGCACGGUGGACUAGUCAUCAAAGGGUUUCGCAACUAUGCUUUAGGUGAUUUGUGGAUGUUCGUCCUUGACGAUGCGGAGCGCUGUUGGGGAAGGUGGCAUAACCUGACAGCUCAUGUCAAGACCGGCAAACUACCAAUACAACAUGGUCAUUCAGUAACACCUGCUGAAAAUGGAGUAUUUCUCUACGGAGGAGAGUUUCAAUCACCUUCCAUACUUACCUUCCUUGCCGUACUUUCACCAAGCCAAGUGGUAGUCCAGCCUAUUCCGAUUAGCCCCAGCAUUCCAAAUCGCUGGGACCAUAGUCUUUCAUAUUUCAGCAAUGAUUUGAUUCUACUGGGUGGCAUGCACAAGAUUGGUCGCACUCAGAUGGAGGCAGAUUGGGCUCUGCUGAUGUCCGUGCAAACAAAUGAAACUUCUUCCGUGGUCACCUGGACAAAAUUCUUUGAAGUCAAAAUCUGGUCACAUACUGUGCUUGGAGAUAUGAUUUUUGGUGGUUUCAGACUCCCUGUCAAUGAUAUUUUCAAAGUCAGCAUUCUCAACACCACAGGAUUGUGUCCUUUUGGACAUGGACGGGAUCGACACAAUGCAUGCCAUCCAUGUGCCAUUGGGUAUUACUCAGCCACUCUUCAACAGAAAUGUACAAAAUGCAACCAAACACUGACAACCAGCAAUGUGGCAUCCAGUCAUUGUGUACCCGAGGACCCGUGCAAGCCACACAUCUGUAAUCAUGGUGACUGUAUCGUCGACGAGGUCAACUUCAAACAUAUCUGUGUAUGCCAAUUCGGAUAUAUUCCCGAUGAUGACUGCAAGACACCAUCCAUCUACCUGGCCUUGAUGGCAGCUCUUGCUUUCACGUCCACUCUAACUAUACUCACCAUUGCUCUCAUUCAGUUAUUGAGGAAGAGAAGAGCCCUCAAUGCCAAGGAAAUUGAAUUAGUCAACACCAACCGUGACCUCUACCGUUCCAACCGAAAACUCAGUCAAAUUGAUCAUGGAACAUGCAUUGCCUGGUCGGAUCUGAAGAUCAAGAAACAACUAGCUACUGGGAGAUUCAGCGAAGUAUUCCUGGCAGAGUUAGGCGACAUGGCUGUUGUGGUUAAACGACUUCCAAAAUUUGUUGCCACUCCGUCACCUUACGAUUCCUUUAUCCGAGAAGCUGAAGUUCUUCGAACAUUACGGCACCUCAAUAUUGUCAUGUUCUUGGGAGCAGGAAAAGACAAAAUAUCUGGCCGGCCAUUUCUAGUGAUGGAAUAUUUACGACGAGGCUCACUCUACGAUGUUAUCCACGAUGAAUGCAAGAUUAUUGAACACAUCGAUCGUCUCCGCUUUUCCCUGGAUGCUGCACGCGGAAUCAAGUACCUGCACAGUACAAGUCCUCCAAGAAUUCAUCGUGAUAUCAAGUCAGCCAACAUGCUGGUCAGUGAUAAAUGGGUGGUGAAAGUAGCUGACAUGGAGACAACACGAUUUCUUGCUAUCCUACAAGCUAACACUGAUCCAAAGGAGACCUCGCCCAGUGCUGCGAACGGAGAAAUGGAUCGUCCUACACGUACUACAUCCUUCACAAGCCAGGAAUCUGAUCUGCUGACAACACCCCUUCUAGCUACCACAGUGCUCAGUGAUGACAGCCGUGGUAUAACUCCCGGCCAGGACAGGCACAGAGACACAGAGGGUAUGACAUCACGUAUCGGAAUGACGUGUGGAGUAGGCACUGAUCGCUGGAGAUCACCUGAAUCUAUCAAGAAGAAUCUCUACACGGAGAAACACGAUGUUUACAGCUUUGGCGUGGUGAUGUGGGAGCUGAGCACUCGUCAGAUACCAUAUGGACAUCUCCACAACUCAGAUGAUGUACUUGAUGAAAUUGCACGUGGUAGCAAACUGAUCUUUCCACCCAGCAUCCGCUAUGCAUAUCGUCAUCUUGCUGAACAGUGCAUCAAGACGGAUCUUGAAGAACGACCAUCUAUGCAUCGCGUAGUCCACGAGUUGACCUCACAAUUGGAUUCCAUUUGAAUUGAACCAGCACCAGUACGGAUGUUUGCAGUCCAGGAGUGCACCUCGCAACCAGAUUCCAUCUGAAUCUCACAAGGUGCAUUGGGUCUUCAACAAGCGCGCACCAUGGCUUUUCGCGUAUCGUGGUGACGAUCGGGCAUCCUGACAGGACACACGAACUUAGCAAGGUACACAAAAUCACAAAGUAACUUAGGUUUAGCCACUUCAUCCAACCUUGACUGACAACCGUGUAUUUCUGUUGAAGUGGAGGUAACUCUCAUUAUGCAUGCUAUAAGAUCAGAUCCAAUUAGUUACGAUAAUUCUGGACUACUGUAUUUGCAUGCCUCACAUGCCAUCCCCGUCCCCUUUUCUCUCGCACGGAAUCAUGGAUCUUUGAAUGUCACUAUCAUUAUCACAGAAAAAGGACAUGUACAUAGAGAACGCCUCUCAGCGUAUUUAGUUGUUAUUUCGGUACCUAACAUGUGGCUUUGACUUUGGCAUUAGCCUUAUUAGGCAUAUUACUCCACUGUUGCAUGUUGCCAUAUUUGAAAUGUUGGGUAGUUGUUGUUUUUUGUUGUUUUCUUUAUUUGAAUUCGCUAAAACCAGACGGACAAAACUGUCCAGUGACAAG